This is a messenger RNA of Erythranthe guttata (spotted monkey flower), 999 nucleotides long. RefSeq names its product chlorophyll a-b binding protein 37, chloroplastic. The record is from RefSeq and is a predicted model, not a curated record. NCBI's taxonomy places the organism in Eukaryota, Viridiplantae, Streptophyta, Magnoliopsida, Lamiales, Phrymaceae. Gene Ontology annotation, biological process: photosynthesis, light harvesting. Gene Ontology annotation, cellular component: membrane.
CACCCUUAUUCCUCACCACCAUCGAGCACAACAAACAAAAUCAAUUAGCAACAAAAAGAAAAAAAAAAACAAAAAAAAAAAAUGGCAACUUCAGCAAUUCAACAAUCUGCAUUCAGUGGGAAGACUGCUUUGAAGCCACAAAAUGAGCUGAUCAGGAAGAUCGGCAACGUCGGCGGCGGCCGCUUCACCAUGAGACGUACCGUCAAGAGCGCCCCUCAGAGCAUAUGGUACGGAGAAGACAGGCCCAAGUACUUGGGCCCAUUCUCCGAGCAGACCCCAUCGUACCUCACCGGUGAAUUCCCCGGUGACUACGGAUGGGACACUGCUGGGCUCUCGGCAGAUCCCGAGACAUUCGCCAAGAACCGUGAGCUGGAGGUGAUCCACAGUAGGUGGGCCAUGCUCGGCGCUCUGGGAUGCGUCUUCCCAGAGGUUCUAUCAAAGAACGGUGUCAAAUUUGGAGAGGCAGUGUGGUUCAAGGCCGGGUCACAGAUCUUCUCCGAAGGUGGGCUCGACUAUUUGGGAAACCCUAACCUCGUCCACGCACAGAGCAUUUUGGCCAUAUGGGCCACCCAAGUUGUGCUAAUGGGCUUUGUUGAGGGUUACAGAGUUGGAGGGGGCCCACUAGGAGAGGGGCUCGACAAGGUGUACCCGGGCGGGUCUUUUGACCCGUUGGGUCUAGCCGAGGACCCGGAAGCCUUUGCUGAGUUGAAGGUUAAGGAACUCAAGAACGGGAGAUUGGCUAUGUUUUCCAUGUUUGGGUUCUUUGUCCAAGCGAUUGUCACCGGAAAGGGUCCGAUUGAGAACCUUUUUGACCAUCUUGCCGACCCCGUUGCAAACAAUGCUUGGGCCUUCGCCACUAACUUUGUGCCCGGAAAAUGAGAGUGAACACAAGAUUUGCUUUUGAUGAAGUUGUAAAGUGUGGGAUUUAAUUUGCUUUUGAUGUAAUAGUGGAAUGGUUGGACUUUCAAUUUAAUGUAUAUUUGGCAUCUUUUUUCCUUA